ACCUCCGUGCCCCGUGACUUGACAGAACGAAAACAAAACCUGGGGAAGACAAGGAGGUAAACGUUACUUGUUUGGUUCCAGAUUUUUACGGAUUACAGCUGAAGUUUGCAGAAACAGAGCCAAUCUAACAUUUCUUCUGGUCAACAUCGCAACUUUGGACAUUGCUCAAGCUUGAGUCCACCGAACUACGUUAGAAGGAGCUUCGGGGUUUAGGGAUCUUCAGUGCAGACUGACUUCCUGUGCUAAGUCUUGAGAAGUGUGAAAGUGGCUCCCUUCUCUGAGGAAAACGUGGAAGACACAAGUCAAGAAUUCUUCCUGCGCUUCCUGCUGUCAGCAGCCCCUGGGACAACUCCUGGGCUACAACAAGAGCCGGCGAGUUCUGGGAGCAGCCAGCCCAGCGCCUUGUACAGGCUGGCUCCAGCAGUGCAGGCAGGCUGCCAUGUGAUUGGUCAGGACAGUGCUACGGCAACAAACCAGACAGGCCCUGACCAGCCUCCUCCAAAUGCAAGCAUGCCACAGCCGAGCAUCAGCAGUAUGGAGGCUUCCUACGCCGACCCAUUCAGUGAGUGCGGCAUGUCGUUCAGUCCCGUGGACCAAACGCUCCACCCAGAGCUGUACGCCAGCAGCCCGCCAUGCGCCAUGUACGACACCGAGGAGCAACCAUGUUGGGUGAUGAGUCUGAAGGACAAGCUGGACUACAGUAACGGGAAGAACUGGGGAAGUGAUGACCUGACAUCUGCCACCAGCACCACCUUGGACAGUGAUCUGCUCUCCUCCUUCAAGUGUGAGAAAUCAGAUGGCCUCUGGGGUAGCCACGAGUCAGACUUCUUCGGAAUCGACGACACAUCCAGCCCGUACCAGGAUAAGAUCGACAUCUCCCACACGCCCACACUUGCAGAGCUGAACUCAGAGGACUCCCAGUCCAUCUUCGAGUCCUUGAUUCACCCUGAUCUCCAAGAAUUCUUGGGACAAACAAGUGUGAAGCGUGAAAAAAAGCCAUCUCCGAUGACCACUGGUCCCAGUCGCCCAUCAUCCUUGCAGACCACACCGGCUGCAAAGCAGUCAACCACCAGAGUGGCGAACAACACGGAUCAGGACUUUGCAGGCACCUUUCAGGUGCAGUUCCAUGCCAGUGCGCCAGGGGUCUCCCCAGCUCCCACCUCUCACACCAUUUCCAGACCACAAACCCUGCCAUCUGAUGCUGACAUGCAGCCCUGCAUGCCAGACCAAACAAAUUGCUCACAGCUCCAGCAGCUGCUGAUCAAGCGAAGCCUCACCUGUGUGGCCCCAAGAAUCCAGGCUGUUGUUGACCCAAAUAAGGUCAUGCCUGCCGCGGCCAUUGCCACCACGAGCAGCACCGUGGAGGUGGAACGAAAAUGGGAGGAGGUCAAGAACUUCCUUGAGGGUCCAGAAACGACCCCCCAGAGCAAGCCUGAACUGCAGAGUGUGAAGACGGAAGAGCACAACUACUCCAUGUUUGCCGGGGAGAGCGGCACUGCCGGAGAUGUGUAUGAACCAAAGGAGGAGGACAUGGACUCAGACCACGAUGAGGGGUUUGACAGUGACCAAGGCAGUGAGGAGGAUGAGGAUGGUGAUGACAACUCAGGGGACUCUAUGUCUGAGCCAGGUACUCCUACCCUGGACGGCUGCUCCCCUGGUGGAACAAGCAGGAAGCGCCAGCGGUUCUUUUGGGAGUACGGCGAGCACCACCAGCCAGUGCCUCGCACCAUCAAGGAGAAAAUCAAGGAUGAGAGCAAGGUCAUCGACCCUGAUACUCCUGCCAAUCUCCACUUACAGGAAAAGUCUGAGGUGUUCAACCCAGCACUGAGUAAGGGGGCAUCCAAGAAGAUUCGCCGUGGUGACACAGAGGACCUGACACCAAACCCCAGAAAGCUGAUCCUGAUAGGAGAAGAACUGCGCAAGCUCAACAAGACCAUUAACGAGCUGACUCCAGUGAGCGAGCUGCCCCUCAGUGUGCGCCCCAAAAGUCGCAAGGAGAAGAACAAGUUGGCUUCCAGGGCCUGCAGACUGAAGAAGAAGGCUCAGCAUGAAGCUAACAAGAUCAAAUUGCAAGGCUUGGAGAGCGAAUAUGGAAAGCUGUGCACAGCCUUGAAAGCAAUUAAAAGGGAGAUUGCUCAGACUGUAGGCAGCAAGGAGCUACAGGACGGAGAGCUGGGCUUCAGGGUGGACAAGAUCCUCAAGGCAGUCAUGGGGAAAAAUCCAAUGGUUGCUGGUCACACAGGAGAAUUUGUGAACCGUGUACUUGAUUCUGCACAGGUAGGCAACCGGCGCAACCUGCUCGUAAACCUGGGCGAUUCCUGUCUGUAAUCACGCACAAAUGGCUGCCCAACAGAGCAAUAGACUUUGGCCUUGUGGUUGGUGGAAAAUGACAAGUUUGGUCACAGGAUCUCAGCAGGACUCAUCACUACACAAGUCCUGGCAGAACUUUACUGUAAAUAUUGACAUCAGAAACUACAGGAAUGAGUAGUGACAGGAACUAAAAAUAGUGUAAAAACUGUGUGCUUGAGUAGCAAAAGUAUAUCUACACUACUAAGUGAGGGUGCAGCGCCCUGUGGUGUUACAGUACUACUACAGUUAGGUUGAGUAUCCAAGCAUGCAAUUGUACAGUUAAAUAGGUCAGCUGCCUGCUUAUUCUAUGGAGAGCCCCACAUAAUGUAAGAUAGUCAUUGCCACACUUACCUGUACCUCUUUCUGCACUUCUAUACAUUGAGAGAAUUGUGGACAUGAUAAUCUUAGUAUGUAAAAAAAAAUACCUGAAAAAUUGAUAUCUGUAUAGUACAUAUAUAAAUGUAUAAUAUACACUCGACUAAGAUGUGUGAUGUUAAAGUUAUGGUUUAUGUUUGGUUUAUUUUAUGAUACUGAUUUGUACAAAGUUAAGUUUAUGGUGACCUUGGGUUGGUAACCUUGAGUUAACAACUUGUAUUGUCCUGGUUGCCUGGGAGAUGAACUGUGUUUUCUUCUCGUCUUCUCUAAUAAGGAAUGUGCACAUAAAUACAUAUUUAUCUUAUCACUUCUAUUGUAGUCAAAGUGAGAAAGGGAAGGGCACAGAAAGGAGGUUGCGAUGAUACAUGUACGGUGCUGCUAUUGAGGAAGUAACUUGAUUUGUACAAAGUUGAAAAUGUGUCUACCAUAUGUAUGUUAUUACACUAGACGGCUGGCCCACUACAAUAUUUCUAUACGGGUAGAGAAAAAGCUCUAACUGUAGCAUCAAAAUUAUUUAACAGUUAUGGAUAUUUAGUAUCAGCAAGUGUGAUACAACUUAGUUGUGAAGAUAUUUGUACAGGAGAUGUGUAAAUAUAUAUAGAGGUGUACAGACAGUAGCAGAAAGGGGAGAGAGAAGACUUCUAAAACACUUCCCCGGGGCAGAAGUAUCUCUGGUAUCAGGUACAAGAAAACCCCUGCUGUGACUACCAAGGAAUUGUAUUGAGAUGGAAUAUUUUCAGACUGGACAAUUCAUUCUUGUACAUAGUGAUACCUUCCCAAAUGUUUUUCCAGAGAGAAUAGGCAGAAAUUAACUUAUAUAUUUUACUUCGGAAAUGAUAUAUCUAUCUUUCACAAACUAGCCUUCAGAAAUGAUGCAGAUCAAUGCAAAACUGGACAAAUUCCUGAUGUAUCUCCUUGAAGCUGUGUUCAGAAAGGUUACAAAUUGGACUAUGGCCUGUGGCAAGGCUGUAAAACUAAAUAAACUUUGGUUGCAAUGAUUCAUUUGGUACUCAAGGAACAGUCCACCUUAAUCUUUGUGAAAUAUCAGUCAUUUAUAAACUGGUUGUAUGACUGUGUACUCUACUUGUAUAUUCCAACAAAUAUCAAAAGUUUUUAAUCAUA
Molecule: messenger RNA, 3846 nt
Organism: Branchiostoma floridae (Florida lancelet)
Lineage: Eukaryota; Metazoa; Chordata; Leptocardii; Amphioxiformes; Branchiostomatidae
Product: CREB3 regulatory factor-like
Exons: 8
Coding region: 511-2328 (605 amino acids)
Biological process (GO): response to unfolded protein; regulation of transcription by RNA polymerase II
Cellular component (GO): nucleus
Molecular function (GO): RNA polymerase II transcription regulatory region sequence-specific DNA binding; DNA-binding transcription factor activity, RNA polymerase II-specific
Source: RefSeq, a predicted model, not a curated record